Messenger RNA from Cucurbita pepo subsp. pepo (vegetable marrow), 2005 nucleotides. RefSeq names its product cinnamoyl-CoA reductase-like SNL6. Gene Ontology annotation, biological process: steroid biosynthetic process. Lineage: Eukaryota; Viridiplantae; Streptophyta; Magnoliopsida; Cucurbitales; Cucurbitaceae. The record is from RefSeq and is a predicted model, not a curated record. Gene Ontology annotation, molecular function: oxidoreductase activity, acting on the CH-OH group of donors, NAD or NADP as acceptor.
AGAUUGUACCUUCCUAUUCGGGGGUACCAAGCUUACCCCCUUUUGAAAAGCUUGUUUCAGCAUGCCACAAAUUGCAUUUCUUGCAUUUUCCCCCGUUUUCAUUGUCAUCUCGUGCGAGAGACUUGCAGAAAGUAGUUCACCGAAGAUUUGCCCGUUUCACCUAUCUCCGUCUCUAUAAAAUCAGCCCCCAACACACAAACAGAGGAGAACCCUAAAAAUGGAUCACAGAAGGCCAACUCUUUGUGUUCUCGACGCUUCCUCUUAUGUUGGCUUAUGGGUCACCAAAGGAUUGAUAAACAGAGGAUACCCAGUUCAUGCAGCCGUUCAGAAAACGGGAAAUCCAGAGAUUGAGAAGACUAUUAGAGAGAUGGGUAAAGUGGAGAAUGGGCUGGUGGUGUUUCCUGCGGAUAUCAUGGAUUACCAGAGCAUUCUUGUGGCUUUGAAAGGGUGCUCUGGUUUGUUCUGCUGUAUGGACACCCCCCAUGUGUAUGAUGAAAAAAUGGUGGAUUUGGAGGUGAGAGGGACAAUUAAUGUUGUGGAGGCUUGUGCUCGGACAGAUACUGUUGAUAAGAUAGUCUUCACCUCCUCCUUGACUGCUGCCGUAUGGAGAGAGAAUAUUCUUUCUGAGAAGGAUGUGGAUGAAAGAUGUUGGAGUGAUAAAGAAUUUUGCAGAAAAAUGAAGUUGUGGUAUCCUCUAGCAAAGACACUCUCUGAACAAGCAGCCUGGGCUCUAGCAAUGGACCGUAGGCUGAACAUGGUGUCCAUUAACGCAGGACUUGUUCUUGGACCCGCUGUUGCAGAAGAAAAUUCAGUGUCAACAAUCUCAUAUCUUAAAGGAGCCGCUGAAAUGUAUGAAAAUGGGGUUCUGGCAGUGGUGGAUGUGAAGUUUUUGGUGGAUGUCCAUAUCCGAGCAAUGGAAGAUUCCUCGACGGGUGGUCGGUACUUUUGCUUCGAUCAGAUAGUGAAUAGUGAGGAUGAAACUAUUAAACUUGCUAAUACAUUGAGGCCAUUGAUAUCCAUUCCACCGAGAUACGAAGGGCAAGGGAGGGAAGGUUUUGCUGAGAGGCUGAGAAGCAGGAGAUUGCACAAACUGAUAGAGGGCGCAGCUUCUUGAUAACUUUUGAAUGUAAAACCUUUUGGUUUUCUUGUAUGCAUCUCUCGCUUCCCUCGUUCUCUCUUCUACCUCUCAUCUUCUUCUUCUUCUACUUCUACCUUUUGAAUGUAAGACCUUUUUGAUUUCACAUGUUCAGAGCUACGGAGAGAGAGAGAGAGAGAGAGAGUAGCCAGCUGAAAGCCAAAAUGCUUUCCUUGUUUUGGAAAUGUUUUGUUUCGUUUUAUGGGCCUUGGGUUCAAGAAUCAAUUUUGUUGAAACCCUAAGCCCAUUAUCCAGUCCAUUAACAGCGAUUACAGGUGGGCUUAGUCUCGUCGGGUUUUGGGGGGAAAUGGCACGGCAAUUCUCAAGGUGCGACCAUUCUCGUUUUGACAUUUGAGAAUUUUCCCGUCUCAUUGCGUACGAUGGAUCUUUAUUUUGUUGCUGAGAAGACGAAUAUUGUUGCUACAUUGUGAACAAUUGAAUCCGGACGGCAUCCGAAGGAAAUCAUUUGAUAUCGAUCGAAAUGUAUCUGGCUUCAAAUUUGUUCAACUACGAACACUGGUAAAGAUAUGAUUAUUGAAGUUACUUUCUUAAUUGUUGAUCUUUUAGCUUUUAUGCAGGAUUUUCCAGAUUUUGUAUUACUCUCGGUAUCAGUUUUUAGCAUAAGCAUGAAAACUUGAAUUGAAAGCGGUAGAGCUGAAUUCAGAAGGUAAAAUCUUCAAGACAGCAAUCUGAGGCAGCUCACGCCGUCUUCUUCUUUUUGUUCUUCCUCUUCUCUACGUACUUGUACAGUUCAGGCUUGCAGAAUACUUGUCUUUUACUGCUAAAUUUUUUCCGUCCAAAUGUUUAUCGAAACAACAAAAUAUCAGUUGUGUACAGUGAGUCUCAAUUAUUGCAAGUUUUCUUUAACUA